Molecule: messenger RNA, 2881 nt
Organism: Amphibalanus amphitrite
Lineage: Eukaryota; Metazoa; Arthropoda; Thecostraca; Balanomorpha; Balanidae
Gene: phr6-4
Product: cryptochrome-2-like
Exons: 2
Coding region: 1128-2747 (539 amino acids)
Biological process (GO): circadian regulation of gene expression; entrainment of circadian clock by photoperiod
Cellular component (GO): cytoplasm; nucleus
Molecular function (GO): FAD binding; DNA binding
Source: RefSeq, a predicted model, not a curated record
GAUCUGAACUUUUGUUGUUGGUAAGGGGCCCCCAUUAGGUUGAGGGGGGCCCACUUUGCUGGGGGGCCCAUCGCGAACGUGUCUCACCCCCGUCGCCAGAGUUCUGGCUGCGCCACUGAUGCUGAGAAAGGAUAGGUAGAGGAGCAGCUAUACAAGAAUCAGGCUUCUAGCUUUAAAAAUGUUAAAUGCAGAACAGAAAAACUACCUGGGGAGGGGGGUGGCAACCCCCCCCCAUGUGCGGGCGAGGGUUAAGUCAGGCCACCAAGUCAAGAAGCACUGUCUCUAAGUUUUCUGGUCCAGUAAGGGUAUGAUCAGUGCCAUCCAUUUUAUAAUUCAGAUUCGUAUGUCUGCGUCUGUGAUCUUGUGUCAACAAAGGGACAGUGAAGCAGUAGGUAGGUGAUCUGAAAUUAGCCUUUUUGCCUUGUUGCAGCAUUGCUGGAAGGUAGAGCACCCUUCGUAGUUCGUCUACUUGUCAGUUACAUCCGUUAACGUGACUAAGAUCUAUGCCACAAAUUUCCUAGUGCACCGGUGAUGUUCAUGGAGCGGAAAUCCCAGCAUCCCCCUCCCCGUGGUGCCACCCUAGCUUUCGGGUCUUUGACAGGUCCGAAUUUAACAAGCUGCUCAAGCACAUUUACAUUCACCAGAGGUCUUAUUUGUGCACGGUCGAACUGAUCAUAAUCCAAAUUAUUUUGUAUGUUUGUUUCUGUUUACAUGGCUCCUUAUUGCGAAUAACCGCUGCAAAUUGCCAUCCUUGGGCGUUUCUUUUUUGGGGGGACCCGGACGUCCCCCUCGGAUUUCUCGACUAGGGGGAACAUCCCCCGCCCUCCCCGCUUUCGACGCCCAUGCCUGCUACAGGAAUUUUUAGAAGGUGUCAUGGGUAGGCACUUAACCAAAAACUGUCCCGGGGCCUUGCAAACGUCCCACUUAAAGAUGAAAGGGAACGUUGAUGUACUUAAUUUGUAGUGAUACACGAUACACAUCCAAAUCAGGCAGUGUUUGAGGUUGUUUUGAACUCUAUAUAUCCUGAAAUUUUGGUGUAUAUUGGUGAGUUUUUUUUUUAAAUCACAUGCCACUGCAUAACCUUGAAUCACCUUCAAAAAGAAAACAGGCAUAUCUCGUUAAGUGCGAUGUCGCCUCCUGUGGUAAUCCACUGGUUUCGCAAGGGUCUGCGGCUGCACGACAACCCGGCACUGCUGAAGGCUGUCGACUACGCUACCCAGUCAGGGUACCAUUUGCGGCCCGUGUUUAUCCUGGAUCCGCAAUUUACCCGCUCGGGCCGGGUGGGCGCCAACCGGUGGCGCUUCCUUGUGGGCGCCCUCAGCGACCUGGACAGCUCGCUGCAGCUGCUCGGAUCGCGCCUGCUCGUGUGUCGCGGAUCGCCAGAGACGGUAUUACCAAAACUCAUCCGCGAAUGGGACGUCCGACGGAUCACUUUUGAAACGGAUACGGAGCCGUACGCAGUGGCUCGGGACGCGCGCGUCGCCCAACUGGCCCGCGAACUCAGCUGCGCUGUUACCAGUGUGACUUCUCACACGCUGUAUGAGCCAGCGCAGGUGCUGGCCGCCAAUGGCGGAAAGCCGCCACUCACCUACCAGAGAAUGGUGACACUGGUUGAGCAGCUGGGCGCGCCGGUGGCGGCCGAGCCGGCGCCGCGCUCACUGCCGCCGCCGGGCCAGCCUGCCGGACACUUCUCCGUGCCCAGUCUGGCCGAGCUGGGCGUGGACGCCGAACAGCUGGGCGAGGAACUGUACCCGGGCGGCGAGACAGAGGGACUGGCGCGCCUCGAGCGCUCGCUCGCUCGGCCCGACUGGGUGUGCCGGUUCGAGAAGCCCAAGACAGCUCCGAAUUCGCUCCAGCCGAGCACCACCGUGCUGAGCCCGUACGUGAAGUUUGGCUGCGUGUCGGCGCGCCUGUUCUACCAUCGGUUGGCCGAUGUGUACAGUCGCCGCGGCAACUACACCCGACCACCGGUCAGCCUACACGGCCAGCUACUCUGGAGGGAGUUCUUCUACGUAGUUGGGGCGAACACCCCCAAUUUCGACCGUAUGGAGGGCAACGCCAUCUGUCGGCAAAUUCCGUGGAUAGAGAACGAAGAAUUCCUAAAGGCAUGGUCUGAGGGGCGCACCGGGUAUCCGUGGAUCGACGCCGUCAUGACCCAGCUGCGCCAGGAGGGCUGGAUCCACCACCUGGCGCGGCACGCCGUGGCCUGCUUCCUCACCCGCGGCGACCUCUUCAUCAGCUGGGAGCACGGCAUGAAGGUGUUUGACGAGCUGCUGCUGGAUGCUGAUUGGUCGCUGAACGCUGCAAAUUGGAUGUGGCUGUCGGCGUCAGCCUUCUUUCACCAGUUCUUCAGGGUAUACAGUCCGGUGGCCUUCGGGAAAAAGACUGAUCCGAAUGGCGAUUACAUCAAAAAGUACCUGCCAAAGCUAAGAAAGUAUCCGUCCCAGUACAUCUACGAGCCGUGGAAGGCGCCCAUCGCAACGCAGAAGGCUGCCGGCUGCAUCGUCGGCCGCGACUAUCCGAAGCCCAUCGUCGACCACGACAAGGUGCGCCCAAGGAACAUCGAAUGGAUGGCUGCCGCCUACAAGAAGGGGAAGGCGGCCCACCCGGCGCCGGCUGCCGGUCUUGGGGCCGACUCUCAAGACGGCAAGGGGCACAGCGGGUCAGCGGCCUCUUCAAAGAGCCAAAAACGAUCAACUCAGUCGAAUUCAAAGUCACCAAGCAAAAAGACAAGGUCAAAAAAAUAAGCGCGAUUGGCCGCCUUCAAGGGAGGUUGUGUUUCAGCAGGAAGUUACGGAGACGUUUUCAUGACUCAAAGAGGGAAUGGGAGACGUGUGUCAGCGGUGUAGGGUUGCUGGGGGCAGAAUCGCUCAGCUGGUCA